GCGCAUGCGCAGUGCUAGUUUUUUUAGCUGAAUCAAUGUGGGUCGAACAGCGGUGUUUCUGAUCAACCGUAGAUCUUACAAUCUACUUCAAGACUUAAUUUAGUAAUCCGUUCGUUUUACUGAUUUGAGGCAGACUGCAAACAUGACGAGCAGCUCAAAGCGGAAAGAAGAGAUGCACGUGGCUAACGGAGGAGUUAAGCUGUCCACAUGGAGUAAAGCUAUCCGCUGUAAAGCAGUGUGGGACGAGAAGGAUGAGUUUUUAGAUGUUGUCUACUGGUUUCGACAAAUUAUUGCCAUCAUACUGGGGGUAAUAUGGGGCAUUGCACCGCUGAAAGGGUUUCUGGGAAUAGCAAUAUUCUGUGUAAUCAAUGCAGGAGUUCUGUAUGUGUACUUCAGUAGUUUCCAGCAGGUAGAUGAGGAAGAGUAUGGAGGAACAUGGGAGCUCACCAAGGAAGGCUUUAUGACAUCAUUUGCUUUGUUCCUGGUGGUUUGGAUAAUUUUCUACACAGCACUACACUACGACUGAGGAUCUACAGGAAACCCAUAGAGAAAAACAGACAUUUAUUUAAUGUUAUUCAGAAGGGCUGAAGCGAGCUACUUGCGCAGUGGUAUAUGUUACCAGCAGGAUGGACGAGCCUUGAAGAUUAGGUGCAUAGUGGGUACAUGUUAUUAUCCUUUCAAACCCAGGGGUCAUUUAAUUUUAAGCUAAUAUUGUCCACUGCACUGCCAUGGCUAAAGGGUUAAUACUGUUAUUUCUGUUUGUCUUUUUUUGUUUCAACGCCAUUGUAUCAAGUAGGAUUUAACUUAAUUUUAUGUUUCAUGAUUAGCUUCCAACACAAAUUGUCUUUCUCUCUUAAGACCGGUUAAUCAAAUAAGCAGACUGUAAAUUCUGUACAAUUUCAUUUUAUUGAAUCCACGAUGUAUUAAAGUAUGCAUUUCUGGUCGAUGUAACACUUCUCAGUAUUUUAUAGUGUAUUCACUGAAAAGCGAAUGUUCUGUAUGCUUGUUAUGAUUCAUAAGAUAUAACUGAGGCAGUAGAGAGACUAUUUUCAGGAUGAAUUGUUUUGAAGAAUAAAAUAAAACUUGGGUAUUGUUUGCCCCACUGUUUUUAACCAA
Molecule: messenger RNA, 1116 nt
Organism: Paramisgurnus dabryanus
Lineage: Eukaryota; Metazoa; Chordata; Actinopteri; Cypriniformes; Cobitidae
Gene: rab5if
Product: RAB5 interacting factor
Biological process (GO): mitochondrial respirasome assembly
Source: RefSeq, a predicted model, not a curated record